This is a messenger RNA of Morus notabilis, 1391 nucleotides long. RefSeq lists its product as uncharacterized. NCBI's taxonomy places the organism in Eukaryota, Viridiplantae, Streptophyta, Magnoliopsida, Rosales, Moraceae. The record is from RefSeq and is a predicted model, not a curated record. The transcript has 4 exons. The coding region runs from base 279 to 1091 and encodes 270 amino acids.
CCCAAAAAAAACCGACGAAACCUCCUUGCCACGCUAACCCCCAUGUCCAAGUUCUAACUACCAUUUUUAUUUUAUUUUUUUAUUUAUUUCAACUCCCCUUCACUCUUUUUCUUCUUGAAAAAAAAACUCUUCCUAGAUUUCUUCAAAGCCUCCCUCUUAACUAAACUCAAAAAUUCAGUUAUGAUGAUCUAUACACUAAAAAUCACUUUUCUUAAACAUUAAUUUUAUUUAUCUUUAGUACGUUGAUCUCAUCUGUACAUAUAUAGAUACAUAGUUAUAUGUCGGAAAGGGGUCUGCGACGGAGAGCACCGGCGACGGGCCGCCGGAGGAUCAGACCGCUGCACCCGACGCCGUCGCCGUCGCCUCGCCGGAAGACCCCGCCGGCGCCUCGCCGAUCUCUGAAGCACUCCAAGCCCAUCAAGAUUCUCAAGCGCUGCUUGUCGGAGCCCGCGCUCUGGACCGCCGGGGGAGACGCCGGCGAAGACGAUCGCCACCGGUUUUUGGGAUCUGAGAACUUCCUAUUCCCUAAGGGAUUGUUUGGAACACUAAUGAUUGAAUAUAUGCAUAGUAGAUAUAGACACAUAAACAAUGGACUAAUUGGAUAUGAUGCUGGUUUUACUUUUGUCAAUUUUUGGAUUUUGGGGUACAAGAGAGAUGCAAAGGUGGUUGUCAAUGUGACAGUUGAGGGAAGUCCAGGACCAUUAAGGACAAUGGUUAAAUUAGGAUCAAGUGUGGAAGAUGCAAUUAAGCAAGUUGUUGACAAAUACAAUGAAGAAGGCAGAACUCCUAAGCUUGACAAGGAUGCUGCAUCUUCACUUGAAUUGCACCAUUCCUAUUUCAGCCUUCAAAGUUUGGAUAAAGCAGAGAUAAUUGGGGAUGUAGGUAGUAGAAGUUUUUAUCUUCGAAAGAGCAGUAGCCGCAACAGCGGCAACAGUGGAGCGUCCACCUCGUUUACCUCCGAAAUUGUUCCCGAAAGAGCAACGUCUCCUCCACCUCCUGUGUUCUUGCUUCCAUCAUUUUUGGCCCUCAAGAUUCAAAAAAUUGUAAGAAGAUCGCGAAAGCUUUGGAAGAUCUUGGUCUGCUCGCAAUGAGGACAUUGCGCGCGAACCAUUUGCGAGCACAAUUUGUCGGAGCAACACCAGCAUAUUAAUUAGUGUUGCUCAGAAUCUCAUGCCAUUAUUAUUUAGGCAUGUUAUUGUUUCAUUCUAAACCAUAUUUCUUAUCUUAUACAAACUUACUUUCAGUGAAGCAAUGUUGUACAUAUUGAUUGCAAUGGGAGAUCAUGAUUUGCAUUGUACUUUGCUCAAACACCAAAAGGAAAUCCAAUUUUUCAUGUUGGUUUCCUUCGAAGUAAUGUAAUAUCUUAUUGCAGUGGAAAGCAAAAAAGUUUU